AGAAACAACUUCAGUUUUAUGCCAGUUUCUUUGUAUCUCCGACAGAGUUCGUUUCGUUCACAAAGGGAGUUCAAACUCAUUAAUUAAAAUAAUAUUGAGAAAGUUUUUGUUAAGAAAUGUUGUUGUCACGUUGCACAACAAUUUUGAAAAGCGUAUGUGAAUCAAGUGGAAGGAAACAGACUGCAAUAAAUUUACAACAGAUCCGUACAUGUUUUGCCUAUCGUACAGCUCCUGUACAUGAAACAAAAUGGGUAGUACUGUCAGAAAUAUGGGCUGGAAUGGCAUGGUGGUGGAUCUUUUGGAAUGCUUGGCAUGAUUAUGAGCAUAUUACUGGUCAUUAUCCUGAUAUACGUCCAAUAGAUUGGAGUGAUGAAGAAUUAGGAAUUCCACCUGAUUAAAUAGUCAAAUAGAUAUUUUUUGUAAUAUUGAAACUCUAAUAUAUAUACAUCAGAGAUUUUGAUGUAUUUAAAUAAUAAAUUGUAACCACAUAAGAACACAUUAAAUACAUUAUGUAUAGAAAAUUGGUAGAGAGUAAAAGUUUGUCUAUAAUAUAUUUCUAAUAAAUCAUAUGAAUUAUGUGAUUAAAAA
Molecule: messenger RNA, 588 nt
Organism: Frieseomelitta varia
Lineage: Eukaryota; Metazoa; Arthropoda; Insecta; Hymenoptera; Apidae
Gene: Ndufb2
Product: NADH dehydrogenase [ubiquinone] 1 beta subcomplex subunit 2, mitochondrial-like
Exons: 3
Coding region: 117-398 (93 amino acids)
Cellular component (GO): mitochondrial inner membrane
Source: RefSeq, a predicted model, not a curated record